Molecule: messenger RNA, 443 nt
Organism: Caenorhabditis elegans
Lineage: Eukaryota; Metazoa; Nematoda; Chromadorea; Rhabditida; Rhabditidae
Gene: spig-9
Product: Minor capsid protein
Source: RefSeq, marked reviewed
GAUUUAAAUCAUUUCAACAUGAACUCUAUCUGGACAUCUCUUUUUGUAGCAAUUCUCGCUGUUUCCGUUAUUGCCCUCAACGAGAAUGAAAACAAUUAUCUGCAAGAGUUGCUCGAUGCUGGAAUUUCCCAGGAAACCGCUAACAAGCUUGUAGACAUCACAGCCAGCCACAACAACGAUGGAGAAAUUUCUGAGAAAUCAGGAAAAACUAUUUUCCAAGAAAUCAUUUCUGAGACUGAUGCAGCUAUCAAACAAGCACCAGCUAAUGAUCAGCAAGCCUACAAGGCCUUCGUUGAAAGCAAGGCAGCUGAAUUCGGUCAACCAGACGAGAUUUCCAUUCAAGUUGAAUCUGAUUCCGAAUAAUUUUCUAAAACUCAAGUAUCGUCUGUAUUACAAUCUAUGAUUGUUCGUAAUUUUUAUUUUUGAGUAAAGUGUUAUUCUUC